Molecule: messenger RNA, 3352 nt
Organism: Oreochromis niloticus (Nile tilapia)
Lineage: Eukaryota; Metazoa; Chordata; Actinopteri; Cichliformes; Cichlidae
Gene: hoxd4a
Product: homeobox D4a
Exons: 2
Coding region: 990-1697 (235 amino acids)
Biological process (GO): anterior/posterior pattern specification; embryonic skeletal system morphogenesis; positive regulation of transcription by RNA polymerase II
Cellular component (GO): nucleoplasm; nucleus
Molecular function (GO): RNA polymerase II cis-regulatory region sequence-specific DNA binding; DNA-binding transcription factor activity, RNA polymerase II-specific
Source: RefSeq, a predicted model, not a curated record
ACUUCGAUUUAUUGACUUUACUGCCAUCGUUAUCAGGCAUUUGAAGCCUAAUGUGCUUCCAGUUGUUACAUUAACAGCGUUGGUUUAUGACUGAGAGUAAAUCUGACAACACCACAUUCCUCAUAAGAGGUCGUGCUGGAACUCUGUAGGCUUAAAGGAAAUCUAAUAUGAAAUGUUGCACGUGGAAAUAAACAUUGUUAGGUGUCUCUAUUCCUGUUUGGCUCGCUGUGCUUUGCAUGAAAUACCAAAUGAAUUUACUAAAUGAAACCAAGCCACAGACACUCCAGCUGUAGCUCUUUUUUCUCUCUUGUGGGCAGUUUCUGUCUCUACAUUAUUGAUUCCCAGAGACUGCUGCUGCUGGCCAAUAGGCUCCUGAGACAGAUUUUUUUUUCAAAGGGAUGGGAGCAGAUGAAGUGAUGAGAUUCGUGUAACUUUUGGAUGACCCCUUCUUGACAAAGACAGUGUCCAUCAAUUGUCCUCACUCUUUAUUCGCUGUCUUUAUGCCAAGGGGCUUUUUGUAUCUUUUGUUGGUUUCUCUGUUGAACACCAUGCUUUUAAGUUAGACUUUACAAACCAGAAAUCAGCUUUGAUGAAACAUCAGCAUGCACAGAAGACAAAUCCCCAUUUGUAAUAUUCUGUUUUGUUUUUCCACAAGUUUCGUAAGUUCAAUAUUGUGCAUAUUUUCCCCCAAUUUUGUCUAUUUAUUUAUUUUAAAAUCAUCAUUUUCUGUCUUCCAAACACGUACGCAGAUGUUUCAAGAUAAUAUUUGGGUUUUUUCCCCAUCAGGGUCUAAUUUCGGUGUAUCUUAACUCGGAUAAAAAUGCAUUUAGUUGUAUGUUUACCCGUGUUUGGACCCGCAUCACCUCUAUUGGCCGAUCUGGUCACAUGGUUCGCUAACUUUAUUCAGUUGACACCAAGUAGGAGGGCUUUAUGGAGGGAGGAAAAAAGACAACUCGAGAAAAAUUAGUAUUUUCUACCUUCAGAAAUUAAUGGCCAUGAGUUCGUAUAUGGUGAACUCUAAGUAUGUGGAUCCCAAAUUUCCUCCCUGCGAGGAAUAUUCACAGAAUAACUAUAUACCUGAGCAGGGCUCCGACUACUACAGUCCAUCGCAGGACACAGACUUUCAGCAUCCAGGGAUCUACCCACGGUCAAACUACACGGAGCAACCCUUCAGCUGCAACACUGUGCAGGACUCCACAGUGCAACCACGGGGUCAUGUGCACGAGAGAGCCAGCCACCCGAGCCAUUUUAGCGCACAGACUGAGCAGGGGACUCCGGUCCAAGUGGCCGGACCCCGGACUUGUGGACAGCAGCAAAACACAAAGAGCCAAAAUGGGAUACAAGCCAAGCAGCCAGCAGUAGUUUACCCCUGGAUGAAGAAAGUUCACGUAACUACUGUGAACCCGGAUUACACGGGAUCUGAACCCAAGCGGUCCAGAACAGCUUACACCCGGCAGCAGGUUCUGGAGCUAGAAAAGGAGUUUCAUUUUAACAGGUAUCUGACCAGGCGGCGGCGGAUUGAGAUUGCCCACACUCUUUGUCUCUCCGAAAGGCAGAUUAAAAUCUGGUUUCAAAACAGACGGAUGAAAUGGAAGAAAGAUCACAAACUACCCAACACCAAGGGCAGAUCUGCACCAGUCUCCAACCAUCUGCAGAGCAUUCAGAAGGAUAACCAGACUGAUAUCACAGCAUUAUAAGAAAGGAAAGUGGUCCUGUCCUUAGAGACUAACUGUAUAUAAAAAAGACAAAAGUUGCAUCUGACUUUUGCAUGGACUGAUGUCGUUUCUAGCCAUUUUGUUUUUAAUUUAACAAACAUGACCCUCCAGCAUUGUUGCCUCGAGUCUGAGUGAGAAAAUCAAUCGGUCUUUAAAACCGAGAGGUUUGCAAGCUGAGCCUCUUCUGUGUUCAAAUUUCCUCAAAGAGACAGAAAAAACGUCGAAAUAAACUUUUCCUCCCCUCUUUUUCCGACGUUGCCCCCUCUGAGGAGACAUUUAACAAGCAGCCUCGGCCGAUUCAGUGGAUUUAAACAAAGUGUCUCUGCUCUUCUCACGUGGAUUCAGCUGAUUUAAACAAUGAAAUAUCUUUGCUUAAAAACAAAACAAUGAGAUCAUUUGAAAUUACACACACAUACACAAAAGUUAUUACAGCUUUCAGCACAGAAAUUAUUUUAGCCAAUUGAAAAAUUCACAUUAAACGCACAAUAUAUAUAUAUAUAUAUAUAUAAAUGUAUACUUGAAGGAAAUAUUAUUUGCAUAUAGAGCACGCCAAACACUCCUCAACCUUUUUCAAAAAUCCCCGCUGAAUCUUUUGUGACUUGUAUGUUUUAACUUAUUUUGUACAAAAAAAGCUUUGAAAUUUUAAAAUGUUAUUUCCCAAACACAAGACAUUCCUGUGUGCAUACUAUUCAGAGUGCCCUUAUAAAUCUUUCCUGACAUCUUUGUAAACAGUGUACAUUUUCAGAGGCUCUCUUGUGCCAUUUAAAACUCUCCUAUGAAAGAUCAUUUGUUCUUGCAUGGCAUCAAAUUGAUACUAGAUGUUUCCAAUCGGAAAUAAUCAAAUCCUGGAGAUUUAGCAGUAUUUUAUUUUUUAUUUUUCAGACGAUUUCUGCGUCAUUAUUUAUUUGUUUAAAAACGUGUAAAUUUUUUCGUAUAGCACACAAUUUAAUUAAAAGUAUUCGUUAAACCUUUAUUAUUCCGAAAUAUGUUUGAACUCUUGUGCGUUAUUAGCAUGGCCUUAUGCAAAGUUUUAGUCUUAGUUAAAAUGGGAAUCUUCUAGUUUUUUUUUUUUUUCCAUUCACAACCAAGCUAUCCGUGGGGCUCUUUCAGGUCAUGUUUCAAGACAGAUAUUUCUUGUUUUAUACCGUCUUUGUCCUCGGACAAAAAGCCAAGAAGCUCUCCCAGUAUGUGGAGGUCUCCUUUCUGAAGUCUUCUUGACGAGAGAGUUGAAAAGGUAUUUCAACCGAAGGUCGACAAAGCAGCAGUGGCAGGUUCAUCCAGGGGACACAUUUCAGCCGCAAGGACUGACCCCAGCACCCCUGACCCGCCGGACAGGCAGCAUUUUCUCUCCCAGGCGCUGUUCGCUUUGCUUUGGAGGACUGUUCCACCCUUAAAAAAAGAAAAAAAAGGCUAAAGCUGAUUCAAAGUAAGAGCCGCUGAAUUCCUCGUUUUACACGUGUUUAAACAGUAUUUAUACCAGGCGAAGCCCCCGAAAAGGUUCUGAUUUGUGCGUUUGUCUCCUCAUGUCUAUAUGCAAUCUUUUCGUUUUUAUUUUUGUACAUGCUUUUUACCUUGUACGGUGCAUUGAGAUGUGAGAAGUAUAUUGAAUAAAAAAAUAAAGAUUUCUACUGAUUAUG